Molecule: messenger RNA, 1680 nt
Organism: Tripterygium wilfordii
Lineage: Eukaryota; Viridiplantae; Streptophyta; Magnoliopsida; Celastrales; Celastraceae
Product: ethylene-responsive transcription factor RAP2-12-like
Exons: 2
Coding region: 94-1269 (391 amino acids)
Biological process (GO): ethylene-activated signaling pathway; regulation of DNA-templated transcription
Molecular function (GO): DNA binding; DNA-binding transcription factor activity
Source: RefSeq, a predicted model, not a curated record
CACCACAACACCAAACCCCUGGAAAUCUCUCUGUCAAACACAAAAGCAAAAACCGAAAAGCCAAAAUCUUCUCAUUCCCUAAACUGCUUAGACAUGUGUGGCGGAGCUAUGAUCUCCGAACUCAUGCCGCCGAUGACGGUGCCGCCGUCGCGGCGGGUGACUGCUAAUUUAUUAUGGCCUAAUCUGAAGAACCGGAGCUCGGGCAAGUCCAGGAAGGCGAUCAACCUGGUCGAUGACUUCGAGGCUGAUUUCAAGGAGUUCAAGGACGAAGAAUCCGACGAGGAAGAGGAACUGGAUGUGAAGCCCUUCGUUUUCUCUGCCGAACCUCCUCAUGCUGAGAGUCACAGCCGUGGUAUCUCUCGUGGCUCUACAGUUACAAAAUCCAUGGAAUUCAGUGGGCAAGCUGAGAAAUCUGCUAAGAGGAAGAGAAAGAACCAGUAUCGGGGAAUCAGGCAGCGACCUUGGGGAAAAUGGGCAGCCGAGAUUCGCGAUCCAUUGAAAGGUGUCCGUGUAUGGUUAGGAACUUUUAAUACUGCAGAAGAAGCAGCCAGAGCAUAUGAUGCUGAAGCACGUAGAAUUCGUGGAAAGAAGGCUAAGGUGAAUUUCCCUGAGGAAACUCCACUGGCUUCUCCAAGGCAUCCAGUGAAGGUAAACACUUAUACACCACUUCCAAAGGCCAAUCUGAACUCAGUCCAACCACAUCUGGACCAAAAUUUGUUUGGCUCGAACAAUCCUGAUCUGGAGUAUUACGGUAAUAUGGGAUUCUUUGAAGAGAAACCACCCACUAAUCAGUUUGGAUGUGUGGACACUUUUCCUGCCAAUGGAAAUGUUGGUGUCAAGUCCUUUUCUUCCUCCGGGAAUGCCCCAAUGUAUUUCAAUUCAGACCAAGGGAGUAAGAGUAACUCUCUGGAUUGUUCCGACUAUGGGUGGGGGGAAAAAGGUCCAACAACUCCUGAAAUCUCAUCUGUUAUUUCAGCUUUUGAAGGCGAUGACUUAGUGUUCAUGGAAAAUGCUAUCCCCAAGAAGAAGCUGAAGUCCUGCUCUGAGGAGGUGGUGCCCCCUCAAGAGAAUUCUGCUAAGUCCCUGUCUGAUGAGCUUACGGCUUUUGAUUCACAGAUGAAGCUCCUGAUUCCUUGUCUUGAGGGGAGUUGGGAUGCUGGACUUGAUAGUUUCCUUAACGGAGACUCAACUCAAGACGGAGAGAACUUAAUGGAUUUCUGGAAUUUUGAUGACCUCUCCUCCAUGCAGGUGGCUGGGGGAGUUUUCUAAAUGAAUUUUGUUCGCUUGCUGGGAUUUUGUAAAUAAAGCUACAUGUUAGGUGAGUUGCAUACCUCUCAUAGCUGCUUAUUUCUGCUGGUUUGGUGUCUGGUUCUUGUGCUUGAUUUCAUUGUUCUCCCAGUUGUGUGAAUCCCUGGAUGCUUGUCCCAAUCGUUGGUUUCACUGCUUCCAGGAUGGUUGUCUGCCAUGAAGAUGGAGUGCUAGAGAACUUUAUUAGUAGUUCUCAGGAUCUUUUGGUCUUAGGGGGUAUUACUAUUACAUGGGUUGUUUAGGUGCAGUUUUAUAUUGAGACAUUUGCUGAUCGUCCGAUGUGUGAAUAUGGUAAUGAAAUCCUGAAACCAGAUAUAUAACAUAUUUACUUUGUUUCUACAUGGUCUUUUUUUUUCAACUGGAGACCAUAAA